ACCGGUCCUCAAUUUUAUGAUUAACAAAUUCAGCAUCGAGAAGGAGAACAUACAAGUGCAGUGCCUUUAUUUUUGCAUCCGAUUUUGAUUGCUAGGUUCCUCUAGUUCCACUCUUGCCUAUUGUUCCUGCGAUCCAGCUGCUGCUGGUUCAACCUGGAACAAUGGCCAGCACCGACUCCAAGUCAUUUUUACACAUCUGGUGUGCCAAGCAAAAACUAAAUGCUCCUCAGUUUGAAGUCAGACCGACAGGUGUUAAAACGCGUCAAAGAUUUAUAUGCGAGGUUCGCGUUCAAGGCUUUGAUUAUGUGGCUGCUGGAAAUUCCACCAAUAAAAAGGAUGCUCAAAUGAAUGCAGCUCGUGACUUUGUGCAGUUCCUCGUUCGUCAGAAUAAAGUGAAUCCUUCCGAAAUUCCUGAUGAUAUGGGUGCAGCUAGUGCAGCUGGUGGAACAACUAACGAUGCCGCAGAUGGCAGUGGAAACCCAGACCAACCGCAACCUCUGUUUCCUAAUCGUCCUGUUUUUCAGCAUGGUAUGGGACCUCAAGAUUUUGGUCAAGCGUAUCGCCCCUAUAGUGAAGGUGGUGGGCCUAUGACGUACAUUGAUCGUAUGGCAGAACAGAGACAAGUGGAAGAGGCUGAGAAUUUGGACAUGAAUGCUGCCAUUCAUGGAAACUGGACCAUAGACAAUGCCAAGUCAAAACUCCAUCAGUUCAUGCAGAUGCACAGAAUUUCAACUGAUUACAAAUAUACCACUGUAGGUCCUGAUCAUACCAGGAGUUUUGUGGCAGAAAUGUCCUUUCAUGUGAAAAAGCUUGGACGAAUGAUUACUGGCCGAGAGACUGGCUCAAACAAGCAGAGUGCUUCAAAAAGCUGUGCAUUGUCUCUUGUUCGACAACUCUACCAUUUUGGUGUAAUUGAACCAUUUUCUGGGACUCUGAGGGUUAAAGAAACUAAUCAGAUGAAACCCUAUGAUGUAAAUGUAUCUCCAGAGCUUAUGCAGGGUGUAAAAGAUGUUUUAGAGGGUUUGAAUCUUCCACCAAUUGAAGUGAAACCUGAUGAAAAAGAGGCCUCUCUUCUUACAUCAAAAGUGCUCGAUGAGUUUAUUGCAUCUGCACCAUCUGCAGUUGGUGUAGUUUCAUGGUCUCCUCCUGUGCCUAAUUGGAAUCCGUGGACUGGUUGUAAUAUAGAUGAAGGCCCUUUGUCGCAAGCAAAUCUGGACCAAAUCAGUGAAGACCUAUAUAAUGAGCACAAACAACGUCUCCAGAAUGAUAGUACUUUAAACAAAAUGAUUACUGACCGCCAAAAGUUGCCUGUUGCUGUUAUGAAAAAUGAUAUUAUGGAUGCAAUCAACAACAACUCUGUUGUUAUAAUACGUGGUAAGACUGGUUGUGGUAAAACAACUCAAGUCUGUCAAUUUAUUCUGGAUGAUUAUAUCCAGUCUGGACAAGGAGCCUAUUGCAACAUAGUUGUCACACAACCUAGGAGAAUAUCAGCUGUGUCAGUAGCUGAUCGUGUCGCCAAUGAAAGAGCAGAGGGGAUGGGACAAAGCACUGGAUACAGUGUGAGAUUUGAGUCCUGUUUACCCAGACCAUAUGGUGGAGUCAUGUUCUGUACUAUUGGUGUACUCUUGCGAAAAUUGGAAAAUGGCCUCAGAGGUGUGUCUCAUGUAAUAGUUGAUGAGAUUCAUGAGCGUGAUGUUAACUCUGAUUUCAUAAUGGUCAUUCUCAGAGAUAUGGUGCACACAUAUCCUGACUUGCGUGUGAUUUUGAUGUCUGCCACCAUUGACACCACUCUCUUCACAGAGUAUUUUAACAAAUGUCCUAUUAUUGAGAUUGCUGGUAGAGCAUUCCCUGUUCAAGAAUAUUUCUUAGAAGACUGUGUAAGCCUUACAAAAUUCAUACCUCCUCCUCCCAAGCCCAAGAGAGGAGGAAGAAAUAACGACAAAGAUGAUGAAGACAAUGUUGGAGCUGAUGAAGUAGAAGAGAACCUCAAUUUGGCUGUCAGUGAUAAUUAUGAUGUGAACACAAAGCAAGCUAUGGCAAAAAUGUCAGAGAAAGAAAUCAGCUUUGAACUUAUAGAUGCAUUAUUGAGGUAUAUUAAGGCACAAGGGAUACCUGGGGCUGUUUUGGUAUUUUUGCCAGGCUGGAAUUUGAUUUUUGCAAUCAUGAGGUACCUGCAAUCACACCCUAUCUUUGGAGGAUCUGGGUAUGUGAUAAUCCCAUUGCAUUCCCAACUUCCAAGAGAAGAUCAGAGACGAGUAUUUGACCCUGUCCCAGACAAUGUUACCAAGGUCAUUUUGUCUACAAAUAUAGCAGAGACUUCUCUCACAAUUGAUGAUGUUGUCUAUGUCAUAGACAGUUGCAAGGCAAAGAUGAAGCUUUUUACUUCUCAUAACAAUAUUACAAAUUAUGCAACAGUUUGGGCAUCUAAAACUAAUCUGGAGCAGCGCAAGGGCAGGGCUGGGCGUGUAAAGCCUGGCUUUUGCUUCCAUCUUUGUAGCAGAGCUCGGUUUGCGAAACUUGAUGAACAUAUGGUCCCUGAGAUGUUUCGAACACCUCUGCAUGAGUUGGCUCUAUCAAUCAAGCUGCUUCGACUUGGGGCAAUUGGCCACUUUCUCAGCAAAGCCAUUGAACCUCCACCAAUCGAUGCUGUUAUUGAAGCUGAAGUUCUGCUCAGAGAAAUGAAGUGCUUAGAUAAAAAUGAUGAGCUUACUCCACUGGGCAAGAUUCUUGCUAGGCUGCCAAUUGAACCACGCCUAGGGAAAAUGAUGAUUUUGGGAAAUAUAUUUUUCUGUGGAGAUGCUUUGGCGACUGUUGCUGCAAACAGCUCUACCAUGCCUGAUGUUUUCAUCACGGGUAUGGAUAGACGACGCCUGUCAUUCCAACAGAUUGCUUUCAGUGGUUGUCGUUUCUCUGACCAUGUGGCUAUGAUGAAUGCAUUCCAGUCAUGGGAAGAUGCAAGAGUCGGUGGAGAGCAGGCAGAGAUAAGCUACUGUGACCACAAAGGCCUCUCGGUGCCAACCCUGCGAGUUACAUGGGAAGCUAAGAAUCAGCUAAGAGAUUUACUGGUAUCUUGUGGCUUUCCUGAGGAAACAUUGUCACCACAGAUGUAUAAUUAUUCUGGAUCUGAUGCCAAACUAGACAUGGUUGUAGCGCUGCUGUGUUUGGGACUUUAUCCCAAUGUUUGCUACCAUCAGGAGAAAAGAAAAGUUCUAACAACAGAGUCUAAAGCUGCUCUGAUCCAUAAGACAUCUGUUAAUUGCAGAAAUGAUGCCACUUUCCCCUUCCCAUUCUUUGUCUUUGGAGAAAAAAUAAGGACUCGUGCUGUUGCCUGUAAACAAAUGACCAUGGUAACUCCAAUACAUUUACUCCUGUUUGGUUCUAGAAAAGUUGAUGUUGUUGAUGGCCUUGUAAGGCUUGACAACUGGAUAAACCUGAAAAUGGAUCCAAACCAGGCUGCUGCAAUCGUGGCCCUUCGACCAGCUAUUGAGAGCCUGGUUGUUCGUGCAUCAAAAGAACCUGAGCUUAUUACAGAAUUGACUCCACUCGAUGAAAAAGUAAUAAAUAUUGUUAAACAGCUUUGCAAGAUAAAUGCUGGUCGUCAUGAGAUGGACCCCAUUACAAUGGCUGGUCCUCAAUCUCGAAGACCACCUCGUGGAGAUUUCAACAGAGGUUUUGAUGGACCACCUGCAAAAAUGGCAAGAACCGAUAAUGGUGGCAGUUUUGAAGGCUCUGGCAGCUUUGGUGGUUUUGGAGGAAGUGGCCACAGAGGAGGUCAAGGUUUUGGAGGGAGGGGAUAUGGAGGAGGAAGUUAUGGAGGUGGUGGAGGCAGAGGAUAUGGAGGCGGAGGGUCCAGAGGAGGAUAUGGAGGCGGAGGGUCCAGAGGAGGAUAUGGAGGCGGAGGGUCCCGAGGAGGAUAUGGAGGUGGGAGAGGUGGAGGCAGCAGUUAUUUUGGAGGAAGAGGCAGAGGCGGAGGUGGUUUUCGUGGAGGUUAUGGAGGAGGUGGUUAUAGAGGAAGUGGCAGUUACUAAUAUGUUUUGUGGUUUUCCAAUUUUUUUGCGCACUCUUUGCACAUCACUUAGAGAUUGUUCAAAAUAUUUGAAAUGUUACUGAAAUGUAACACAUGUGUGGGCCAUUUUAUUAAUGAGCCAUGGAAUAUAAUUUUCCUUCCUGUUUGUUAAUUUUAUUUUCUUGAUUUCUCUUAAGUUUUUUGAUUAUUUUGUCUGAUUCCCCAAUUUUGAGUGUAUACAUGUAUGCAUUAAUUUUAUAUUAUUUGAACAUGGCUUGUUGGUUGACAAUUACUUCUUUUAAGUGAAAAAUGUACUUCGGACAACUAUGUAGUUUCCAAGAAAAAGAUAUGAAUAAUAAAAACUUGAAUGAUAUAAGCUAA
Messenger RNA from Frankliniella occidentalis (western flower thrips), 4387 nucleotides. RefSeq names its product ATP-dependent RNA helicase A (gene mle). Gene Ontology annotation, cellular component: ribonucleoprotein complex; intracellular anatomical structure; nucleolus. Lineage: Eukaryota; Metazoa; Arthropoda; Insecta; Thysanoptera; Thripidae. The transcript is spliced from 16 exons. The record is from RefSeq and is a predicted model, not a curated record. Gene Ontology annotation, biological process: regulation of mRNA processing; positive regulation of transcription by RNA polymerase II. Gene Ontology annotation, molecular function: 3'-5' DNA helicase activity; double-stranded RNA binding; ATP binding. The coding region runs from base 162 to 4028 and encodes 1288 amino acids.